Molecule: messenger RNA, 1137 nt
Organism: Loxodonta africana (African savanna elephant)
Lineage: Eukaryota; Metazoa; Chordata; Mammalia; Proboscidea; Elephantidae
Product: olfactory receptor 5L1-like
Exons: 1
Coding region: 187-1137 (316 amino acids)
Biological process (GO): sensory perception of smell; G protein-coupled receptor signaling pathway
Cellular component (GO): membrane
Molecular function (GO): olfactory receptor activity; odorant binding; G protein-coupled receptor activity
Source: RefSeq, a predicted model, not a curated record
UUGACAGAAGUUAUUCACAUUUUGACUGGUUUGACAAUUGCAUUUUUCUUAUAUAUAGUUUUCUCAGAAAAACUAUUUUUCAUAUCAAUAUUCUGUUUCUGUGAACCUGAUAUGAAACUCUUAUUCUCUUCUAGGAGAAAGACAAAAGAUUUAAUUUGUUUUUCCAAACCUGAAACAUAGCAGAAAAUGGUGGAGGAAAACUGCACCGUGGUGACAGAGUUCAUUCUCCAGGGACUAUCAGACAUCCCGGAGCUGAGAGUCUUCCUCUUCCUGUUUUUCCUUCUAGUCUAUGGGAUCACAGUUGUGAGCAACUUGGGCAUGAUUGCACUGAUUCAGGUCAGCAGUCAGCUUCACACCCCCAUGUACUUUUUCCUCAGCCACUUAUCCUUUGUGGAUUUCUGUUACUCCACCAUCAUUGUGCCUAAGACACUGGCCAAUAUCAUAAACAAGGACAAAGCCAUUUCUUUCCUGGAAUGCAUGGUGCAACUCUAUUUGUUUUGUGCUUAUGGACUCACUGAGGUUAACUUGCUGGCUGUGAUGGCCUACGACCGCUUUGUGGCCAUCUGCAGCCCACUGCUGUACAUGGUCAUCAUGUCCCAGAAGCUCCGUGUGGAGCUAGUGUCUGGCUGCUACCUGUGUGGAACAGUGUGUUCUCUGAUGCACUUGUGUUUAGUUCUUGAGAUCCCAUCCUAUCGAUUGAAUAUGAUUAAUCACUACUUCUGUGAUCUACCCCCUCUCUUAUCUCUUGCCUGUUCUGAUGUCUCUAUGAAUGAAUUGCUUUUGUACAUUGUGGCCACUGCCAAUGAGAUCAUCGCCAUUGUGGUCAUCCUCACCUCCUACUUGCUUAUUCUCAUCACCAUCCUGAGGAUGCGCUCUGCAGAGGGAAGGCGCAGAGCGUUUUCCACCUGUGCUUCCCACUUCACAGCCAUCAUUGUCUUUCACGUAACAAUUCUUUUCAUUUAUUGCCGUCCCAGCUCAGGCAACAUUCUGGAUACAGACAAGAUAGCCGCGGUGUUCUACACUGCAGUGAUUCCCAUGCUGAACCCCCUGAUCUACAGCCUGAGGAACAAGGAUGUGAAAGAAGCUUUCAGGAAAGUGAUGGGAUUUAACUUACUUUCCAAGGGGCCAUUUUCUUAG